AUGGUAACGCAUCAACAUCCAAUGCAGGCUGCCGUGCCGGUGGCAGAGGUGGCCGAGGCGCUGAGCCCGGGCGUGCCGCUGAGAUGGUCGAGGAAUAGGACGCGCUAUCGGACCAAAGCCGUGAGCUCCGAGGUGGAUGAGAGCCUCUUUGGAGGGGUCAAGCCUCUGGCCCAGAGCAACAGCCCCAUCGUUCUCCUCCGAGAUAAGCAUGCCAUUAGGAAGACCCUCACGGCCCUGGGCUUGGAGAACAAGCCGGAGACCAUCCAGCUCAUCACCCGGGACAUGGUCCGGGAGCUCAUCGUUCCCGCCAAGGAUCCCUCUGGGGAGUCCCUCAUCAUGAGCCCUGAGGAAUUUGAGCGCAUCAAGUCGGCAUCCCACGUCCUGACCAGAGAAGAGCUCGAGGCCAGGGAGCAGGCCUUCAAGAAGGAGAAGGAGGCCAUCGUGGACGCGGUGACCAAGCGCAAGAAGGUCAUGAAGCAGAAGGAGAUGGCACGGAGAAACACCGAGAAGCUCAGUGACCUGGAGGAGGUGGCCCAGGAGAGGGCCCAGAGCCUGCUGCAGAGAGCCAGUGUGCUGCGCAUGGAGCAGGAGGAGGAGCUCAAGGACAUGAGCAAGAUCAUCCUUAAUGCCAAGUGCCACGCCAUCCGGGAUGCCCAGAUCCUGGAGAAGCAGCUGAUUCAAAGAGAGCUGGAUGCAGAGGAAAGGCGACUGGACCAGAUGAUGGAGGUGGAAAGGCAGAAAUCCAUUCAAAGGCAGGAGGAGCUGGACCGGAAGAGGAGGGAGGAGAGAAUCCGAGGAAGACGGCACAUCGUGGAGCAGAUGGAAAAGAACCAGGAGGAGCGGUCGCUGCUCGCGGAGCAGCGGGAGCAGGAGAAGGAGCAGAUGCUGGGAUACAUGGAACAGCUCCAGGAGGAGGAUCUACGGGACAUGGAACGGAGGCACCAGCAAAAACUAAAGAUGCAAGCUGAGAUUAAGCGCAUUAAUGAUGAAAACCAGAAACAGAAGGCAGAGCUACUGGCUCAGGAGAAGCUGGCGGACCAGAUGGUGAUGGAGUUCACCAAGAAGAAGAUGGCUCGAGAAGCAGAGUUUGAGGCUGAGCAGGAGAGAAUACGGAGGGAGAAAGAGAAGGAGAUCACCCGUCUGAGGGCCAUGCAGGAGAAGGCCCAGGAUUACCAGGCAGAGCAGGACGCCCUGCGGGCCAAGCGCAACCAGGAGGUUGCAGACAGGGAGUGGCGCAGAAAGGAAAAGGAAAAUGCACAGAAAAAGAUGGAGACAGAGGCCAAACUACGUAGCAGCCGGCUGGAGCAGGUGGCUUUCAAGGAGCACAGUCUGGCCGUUCAGGUGCAACGGGACCGGGAUGAGUUCGAGAGGAUUCUUCGGGCUCAGAGAGAGCAGAUCGAGAAGGAGCGUCUAGAGGAGGAGAAAAAGGCCACGGGGCGCUUGCGGCAUGCCAACGAGCUCAGGCGCCAGGUGCGCGAGAACCAGCAGAAGCAGGUGCAGGACCGCAUUGCCACUUUCGAGGAGGGCCGGCGCCUCAAAGAGGAGGCCCAGAAGCGGCGUGAGCGCAUCGAUGACAUCAAGAAGAAGAAGAUCGAGGAGCUGAGAGCCACUGGUCUCCCUGAGAAGUAUUGCAUCGAAGCGGAGCGCAAAGCAAACAUCCUGCCAGCCACCUCUGUGAACUAGGGGAGCCUCGGAGUCCCCGGGGAUGCCCACGGGAACAGGCUUUGCCCAGCCUCUGGGCGUCCAUAACUGCCACUAACC
Messenger RNA from Enhydra lutris kenyoni (northern sea otter), 1761 nucleotides. Its product is annotated as cilia and flagella associated protein 45. Lineage: Eukaryota; Metazoa; Chordata; Mammalia; Carnivora; Mustelidae. The transcript has 12 exons. Bases 1 to 1683 code for a protein of 560 amino acids. The record is from RefSeq and is a predicted model, not a curated record.